AUGAAAGCCGGUAUGUCUUUGGAUGAUCCAUCCAGCAAACGUCAAGCUUAUAGGUUAAAGAAGCAAGAGAACAGACAAGAAUUAAAACAUGUAAGAAUCGACCCAAGUGCUAGUUCGGAGAAGAUAGACCUGCCCAGAAAGAGAUUUUACCGCCAAAGAGCCCAUUCGAAUCCGUUCUCGGACCAUCAGCUCGAAUAUCCCGUCAGUCCUGAAGAAAUGGAUUGGCAGAAGCUGUAUCCGCACUUUUUUGACGAGGCAACCAGCAAGAUGACCAAAGAAGUGACCAUUGCAGACAUCGGUUGUGGUUUCGGUGGUCUUCUGAUUGAUCUAUCGCCCGAGUUCCCCGAAAACUUGAUACUUGGGAUGGAAAUUCGCGUGCAAGUGACAAACUACGUCGAGGACAGAAUCAUCGCGCUGCGAUCCAACAACGCCGCGACCAAUGGAUACCAAAACAUCAGCGUCCUGAGGGGCAACGCUAUGAAGUUUUUGCCCAACUUCUUCCGCAAGAGCCAGCUGGAAAAGAUGUUUUUCUGUUUCCCAGACCCUCAUUUCAAGCAGAGAAAGCAUAAGGCUAGAAUUAUCACCAACACCUUGCUCUCCGAGUACGCUUACGCAUUGAAAGAAGGCGGGAUUGUAUACACGAUCACAGACGUGCUAGACUUACAUCAAUGGAUGGUUAAGCAUCUGGAGGAGCACCCACUUUUCGAUAGAUUGUCGACGGAGUGGGAAAAGAACGACAAGUGCGUUCAGAUCAUGAGGCAUGCCACCGAAGAGGGCAAGAAAGUGGAAAGGAAAAAGGGCGACAAAUACGUUGCUUGUUUUGUCAGGUUGCCUAACCCAACCAUUAUGUAG
Lachancea meyersii CBS 8951 is the source of this 852-nucleotide messenger RNA. The record is from the annotation of a GenBank genome assembly. Lineage: Eukaryota; Fungi; Ascomycota; Saccharomycetes; Saccharomycetales; Saccharomycetaceae.